UUUUAAAUACAAAGAUUUAGGAUUAUAGGGAUCCAGAAAGUUUAAAAUAUAUAUAUACAUAUGGCUUGACGUAUGGUAUGAUGUAUAUACAACUGGACAGGUGUUAAUCCAAACUGUGUAUAGUUAUCUGGUUUAGUCAAGGAGUCUUACUCUUUGGUUUAGUCAUCAAUUCUAGUUUCAACAUGGUGGACACCGUAUGCGACGACGUGAUUAAUAACGUGCACAGUUUAAAUUUAAAAGAAGAAAAGUCGAAGAUGAAGCAAUUGAAAAAGAAGACUGUCGCUACUGAUAAAGAAGCAAUUUCAGAGUUAAAUCCGUGGCCGAGUUAUAUUCAGGAUCGUAUUGAAUUAUGGAAUAAAUUGAAAGCAGAAUAUGAAGAAUCGUUAGCUACAAAGUCAGUUAAUGAUAUAACAAUAACUCUUCCUGAUGGGAAAGAGGUUAUAGGCCAGUCUUGGCGUACAACUCCAUAUGAAAUCGCCAAAAAUAUUAGUCAAGGUUUAGCAGAUAACACAGUUAUCGCAAAAGUUAACAAUGAAUUAUGGGAUCUUGACAGACCUCUUGAAUAUGAUUGCAAACUUGAACUUCUUAAAUUUGAUGAUCCAGAUGCCCAACAAGUUUUUUGGCAUUCUAGUGCUCAUGUUUUAGGAGAAGCAAUGGAAAGAAUAUAUGGUGGUUGUUUAUGUUAUGGUCCUCCAAUAGAAAAUGGGUUUUACUAUGACAUGUAUCUUGGUGAUAAAGGAAUUUCAAACCUUGAUUUUCCGUUUUUGGAAAGUCUGUACAAGAAUAUAGUCAAAGAGAAACAACCAUUUGAAAGAUUAGAAAUGACAAAGGAAGAUCUUUUGGAUAUGUUCAAGUAUAAUGAAUUUAAACUUCGAAUUAUUAAUGAGAAGAUUCAUACACCUACUACUACAGUUUAUAGAUGUGGUCCAUUAAUAGAUUUAUGUAGAGGACCACACAUUAGACAUACUGGAAAAGUUAAAGCAAUUAAAAUCACCAAAAACUCUUCCACCUAUUGGGAAGGAAAUGCUAAUGCAGAAUCUUUACAGAGAGUAUAUGGGAUCAGUUUUCCAGAUACUAAACAAUUAAAAGAAUGGGAGAAGUUUCAAGAAGAAGCUGCCAAACGAGAUCAUCGGAAAAUUGGAAAAGAACAAGAACUAUUUUUCUUCCAUGAACUUUCCCCAGGAUCCUGCUUCUUUCAACCACGUGGAGCUUAUAUUUACAAUACUCUAGUUGAAUUUAUUCGUUCUGAAUACAGAAAGAGAGGUUUCCAAGAAGUAGUUACACCUAAUAUCUACAACAGUAAAUUAUGGCAAACAUCUGGUCAUUGGAUGCAUUAUGCAGAAAACAUGUUUUCGUUUGAUGUUGAAAAGGAAACGUUUGCGCUUAAACCAAUGAAUUGUCCUGGUCAUUGCAUGAUCUUUGAUGUUCGUAAUCGCUCUUGGCGCGAAUUGCCAUUAAGAAUGGCAGAUUUUGGCGUAUUGCAUCGGAACGAGUUAUCUGGUGCGUUAACGGGGCUUACCAGGGUAAGGCGUUUCCAACAAGAUGAUGCGCAUAUAUUCUGUGCAGCUGAUCAAAUUAAGGAUGAAGUGACCGGCGCACUUGAAUUUUUACGGCAUGUAUACUCUGUAUUUGGCUUUACAUUUAAUUUGUGUUUGUCUACAAGACCUGAAAAGUAUUUAGGAGAUUUAGCCAUGUGGGAUCAGGCUGAAAAAGCGCUACAAGAAAGUUUAGAUGUAUUUGGAGACCCAUGGAAAUUUAAUCCAGGAGAUGGAGCAUUUUAUGGCCCAAAAAUUGAUAUAACAAUUAUGGACGCGCUUAAAAGAUCUCAUCAAUGUGCCACCAUUCAAUUGGAUUUCCAAUUGCCAAUUAGAUUUAAUUUAUCUUAUGUAAAUGAAGCUGGAGAGAAAACAAGGCCAGUAAUCAUACACAGAGCCAUUCUGGGUUCUGUUGAAAGAAUGAUUGCAAUUUUAACUGAAUCUUAUGCUGGGAAAUGGCCUUUUUGGUUAUCUCCACGCCAAGUUAUGGUCAUUCCAGUAAGUUCUCAAUUUGAUGAUUAUGCAUCUGAGGUGAAAGAAAAACUUUGGAAUGCCGGAUUCAUGGCGGAAAUUGAUACGGAUCCAAGUGACACUUUAAAUAAAAAAAUUCGAAAUGCUCAACUUGCACAAUUUAACUUUAUUCUUGUUGUUGGAGAAAAGGAACUGAAAGCUGGUACAGUGAAUGUACGAACCAGAGAUAAUGUGGUACAUGGGGAAGUUGCAGUAGAAGAUAUAAUCGAGCAAUUCAAAGGAUAUAAAGAAAGAAAAGAUAAAAAUUGUUAAAAGAGAAACUUUAAUGAGCU
Megachile rotundata (alfalfa leafcutting bee) is the source of this 2338-nucleotide messenger RNA. It is a transcript of the gene ThrRS, whose product is annotated as threonine--tRNA ligase. Lineage: Eukaryota; Metazoa; Arthropoda; Insecta; Hymenoptera; Megachilidae. Gene Ontology annotation, molecular function: ATP binding; threonine-tRNA ligase activity. The record is from RefSeq and is a predicted model, not a curated record. Gene Ontology annotation, cellular component: cytoplasm; mitochondrion. Gene Ontology annotation, biological process: threonyl-tRNA aminoacylation.